AUGACAGAUAAACUUUAAACCUAUGGUACAAUAAUCUUUAAACAUUAGCAAAUAGAGAUGAAAAGCUUUUAAAUACAGAUAAUAGAGCUGAAUUUUCAUUAGGAAAAUUUACUCCAAUUGAAUUAGAAUGGGAUAAACUUAUAAUUAAUGCUACAAUUUAAGUUGGAUAAGUAUAUUUAGUCAUAAAUUAUUCAUAGAUUAGCACUUAAAAGUGUUUAUUAAAUAAUAUUAAAGGAGUACUGAAAUCAGCACAUUUCACUGCAAUUCUUGGACCUUGUGGAUCAGGUAAAACUACUCUUUUAAACUUUUUGUCUGGUCGUUUAACAUCUGACAAUUUACAAAUAUCAGGAGAAUUAAUGUUGAAUGGAAAAAGAAUAGAAGAUAUUGAUAAAUUCAAUGAUUAAAUUGCAUAUGUUAUGUAAGAUGAUAUAUUACUUGCAACAUUCUCACCAAGAGGUACAAUAACUAUAAACGCUUUUAGAGGCCUUUUACUUUUCAGCUAAUAUGAGAUUAACAAUAUCUGCAGAAGAAAAGCAGUAAAGAGUAGAAGCUCUGAUCAGAGAGUUGGGUAUUAAAAAAUGUGCAGAUACUAGAGUAGGAAAUACUUAAAUUAGAGGUAUAUCAGGAGGUGAAAGAAAAAGAGCAAGUAUUGGUGUAGAAUUAUUGACAAAUCCAAGUUUGAUCUUUCUUGAUGAACCAAUUACUAGUUUAGACUCCUCAACUGCCUUAAAAGUUAUUGAUCUUCUAAAAAGAUUAGCAAAAAAUGGAAGAACUAUUGUCAGUACUAUUCAUUAACCUUCAUCUGAAAUCUUUAACACUUUUGAUAGACUUAUGCUUUUAGUCAGAGGAAAUAUUAUCUAUUAAGGAGAUGCUGAAUAAGCUAUUAAUUAUUUUGCAAAUAUGGGCUUUUAAUGUCCCAAUUUUUCAAAUCCUUCUGAUUACUUUAUGAAAUUAAUGAAUGAAGAAGGUCUUUUAGUAGAGAAAAUAUAGGAAGGAGAAUCUGAAGACUUUGAUGAAACUAAAAUUAAAGAAGAAUUUGAAGAAAGACUUAAAUAAUUUAUAAAUAAUUAUUACUCUUCUAAUAUGAUUAGAGAAUUGCAAUCAAGUGAAAAUUCUGUAAUCAAAGAAAAUGAUUCUGAAUUUCAUAUUGGAUUCAUUUAAUAAUUUGUUUUAAUCUAUAAAAGAUCCUUUUUCAAUGAAAUUAGAAAUCCUAACUAUGUGAAAUUAAAAAUAUUUUAAUCAAUUAUUAAUGCAAUCAUUCUUAUGUUAGUUUAUUCAGAUGUAAAUAUUUAUUGUAAUAUAACAGUUAGGAAAAUAUAAUGAAGGAUUAUAAAAUCGUUUUGGAGUACUAUUUUUAAUAAAUAUAUUUAAUGUAUUUGGAGGAAUCCAAGGUGCCCUUUAUACAUUUUCUAUGGAAAGACCUUUAUUUUUAAGAGAAAGAAUAAAUAAAACUUAUAGUGUACAUUCAUUCUUUUGGGCAAGAUCUUUGGCAGAACUUCCUUUUUAGAUUUUAUAUCCAUCUAUUUAUGUUAUNUAACUAUAAACGCUUUUAGAGGCCUUUUACUUUUCAGCUAAUAUGAGAUUAACAAUAUCUGCAGAAGAAAAGCAGUAAAGAGUAGAAGCUCUGAUCAGAGAGUUGGGUAUUAAAAAAUGUGCAGAUACUAGAGUAGGAAAUACUUAAAUUAGAGGUAUAUCAGGAGGUGAAAGAAAAAGAGCAAGUAUUGGUGUAGAAUUAUUGACAAAUCCAAGUUUGAUCUUUCUUGAUGAACCAAUUACUAGUUUAGACUCCUCAACUGCCUUAAAAGUUAUUGAUCUUCUAAAAAGAUUAGCAAAAAAUGGAAGAACUAUUGUCAGUACUAUUCAUUAACCUUCAUCUGAAAUCUUUAACACUUUUGAUAGACUUAUGCUUUUAGUCAGAGGAAAUAUUAUCUAUUAAGGAGAUGCUGAAUAAGCUAUUAAUUAUUUUGCAAAUAUGGGCUUUUAAUGUCCCAAUUUUUCAAAUCCUUCUGAUUACUUUAUGAAAUUAAUGAAUGAAGAAGGUCUUUUAGUAGAGAAAAUAUAGGAAGGAGAAUCUGAAGACUUUGAUGAAACUAAAAUUAAAGAAGAAUUUGAAGAAAGACUUAAAUAAUUUAUAAAUAAUUAUUACUCUUCUAAUAUGAUUAGAGAAUUGCAAUCAAGUGAAAAUUCUGUAAUCAAAGAAAAUGAUUCUGAAUUUCAUAUUGGAUUCAUUUAAUAAUUUGUUUUAAUCUAUAAAAGAUCCUUUUUCAAUGAAAUUAGAAAUCCUAACUAUGUGAAAUUAAAAAUAUUUUAAUCAAUUAUUAAUGCAAUCAUUCUUAUGUUAGUUUAUUCAGAUGUAAAUAUUUAUUGUAAUAUAACAGUUAGGAAAAUAUAAUGAAGGAUUAUAAAAUCGUUUUGGAGUACUAUUUUUAAUAAAUAUAUUUAAUGUAUUUGGAGGAAUCCAAGGUGCCCUUUAUACAUUUUCUAUGGAAAGACCUUUAUUUUUAAGAGAAAGAAUAAAUAAAACUUAUAGUGUACAUUCAUUCUUUUGGGCAAGAUCUUUGGCAGAACUUCCUUUUUAGAUUUUAUAUCCAUCUAUUUAUGUUAUCAUCGUUUAUUAUGUUAUUGGAUUAAGUGAUAUUCAUAUUGGAAAAUUCUUCAUGUUAAUAUUAAUUUAAUUAUUAACAUAUUAAUAUGCGGUAUCAUUUGGAUUACUUUUAUCAAUAAUAAUACCAAAUAUAUAAUUAACUACUUCAAUAAUGUCUGCUUUAGUUAUGCCUUUUAUGAUAUUAGGUGGAUUAUUUGUUAACCAAGAUAAUAUUCCUUAUAUUUUCUAUCCAUUCACUUAUUUAUCAAUGUUUAAAUAUGGAUUUGAAGCUUCAGUUAUUGUAAAAUAAUUGUCUUAUUAUUUAAUAGAAUGAGUUUGAUGAUGUAAAAUAUGAAUGUUUACCAGAAUAAGAAUGCAAUCCUGUAGAAAUGUUAUCAAUCACUCUAUCUAAAUGGGAAUGCUGUUACAUUUUAAUAGGAUUGACUUUUGGAAUUAAAAUAAUUGCUUAUUUAGCUCUUCAUCUCAUUUCAAGUCCUGAAAAACCAAAACUCAGAUCACCUGAAAACAUGUAAAUUAUGAAUAAUCAAAGUUGA
This is a messenger RNA of Paramecium pentaurelia, 3138 nucleotides long. The record is from the annotation of a GenBank genome assembly. Lineage: Eukaryota; Ciliophora; Oligohymenophorea; Peniculida; Parameciidae.